AAAACCGCUUGCAAGCGCCUUUAUGACGUUCUGCAUAAUUAACCGGCUAUCGCUGUGAACAAAACAAAGUUGGCUUGUUUAGGAAUACGUGCCAGUUGUCGCUAUCAGUACUAUGGUUGUAGGACAAAACGUGUAAUGUUUAUAUUUAUGAAUUAAGAUAAAAUUAAACUAUGAAUAAUUUUUAAAGGAAAAUCAAUUCUUGAUAUUGUUUCCCACAGUUCUUCACGAUUUUGCCGCCAUCUUGUUUAUUUUCCUUCAUUGCUGCCAGCUUAGUCUUGGAUUUUUCUCGUUCUGAAAUACCCCUGACAAGGGGUUAAGCCUGCAGACAUUGGGCGAAUUGCUAGUAAGCACGUGAAAGUGACCGUCACCGAAAAGGGUCAAGCCACGCCAGAGCGGGAUCGCCAGCGCACGGUCACAGUAAAAAGUGUUCAAAACAGCAUGAAUCAUGUAAAUGGCAAGGAAGAAGAGGCUAUGGAAAUAUCUAGUACUGAUGCACUAGAUAAAAGCAAUAACACAAUGGCAAAUGCAGUAAAUGGGGAAGUUGAAGAGGAAGAGGAGAGAAAACCACAAGAGGAGGAGAUGGAAGAAGAUGACAGUAAGGCAGAAGCAACAUUCAGUUUCACAGUUGAGAAUAUCAGUAAGCUGAAGGAUUCUGUGCUCAGUCCAAAAUGUAUGGUGCGAAAUCUGCCAUGGAAAAUUAUGGCAAUGCAGCGUGUCAGUCACAAUGCUGACAAGUACAACCAGAAAAGUUUAGGGUUCUUUCUACAGUGCAAUGCAGAAUCUGAUUCUACGUCAUGGUCGUGUAAUGCUGCAGCAGAACUUAGGAUUAUCAAUCAGAAAAAGGAAGGAGAGGAUUUUGUCAGAAAAAUUCAGCAUCUAUUCUACAGUAAAGAAAAUGAUUGGGGAUACAGCAAUUUCCUUCCAUGGAAUGAGUUGUUAGAUCCUGACAAAGGCUUUUUUAAGGAUGACAAAGUUAUACUACAGGUUCAUGUUAUAGCUGAUGCUCCACAUGGUGUAAGUUGGGACUCAAAAAAACACACAGGAUUUGUUGGUUUAAAAAAUCAGGGUGCAACAUGUUAUAUGAACUCACUGUUACAGACGCUCUUCUUUACCAAUAAAUUACGAAAGGCAGUUUAUCUAAUGCCUACAGAAAGUGAUGAUCCUACAAAAAGUGUACCUCUUGCUCUACAGAGAGUAUUUUAUGAACUUCAGUUCUCAGAUACAGCAGUUGGAACAAAGAAACUCACUAAAUCCUUUGGAUGGGAAACUCUAGAUACAUUUAUGCAGCAUGAUGUUCAAGAGUUGUGUCGAGUUUUACUGGAAAAUAUGGAGAGUAAAAUGAAAAAUACUUGUGUGGAUAGCACCAUUCCUAAACAGUUUGAAGGCAAAAUGCUGUCAUAUAUCAGGUGUAAACAUGUAGAGUACUGCUCUCAGAAAGAAGAAGCCUUCUACGAUAUACAGUUAAAUGUAAAAGGAAAGAAAACUGUGAUGGAGUCAUUUAAAGAGUAUGUGACAGUGGAAUCUCUAGAUGGGGACAAUAAAUACGAUGCUGGAGAGCAUGGUCUUCAGGAAGCAGAGAAAGGUGUUAUAUUUAAACAUUUACCACCAGUGUUACAUCUGCAUCUGUUACGGUUCAUGUAUGAUCCAGCAUCAGAUGCUAAUGUUAAAAUCAACGACAGAUACGAGUUUCCUGAGAGAUUAAACCUCGAGUCUUUCCUUGAAAAGAAGGAGAAAACUCCAGCUAUAUAUAUAUUACAUGCAAUACUAGUCCAUAGUGGGGAUAAUCAUGGGGGACAUUAUGUUGUAUAUAUCUCUCCUAAAGGAGAUGGCAAGUACUGUAAAUUUGAUGACGAUGUUGUUUCAAAAUGUACACGACAAGAGGCAUUAGAUCGUAACUUUGGUGGACAUGACGACGACAUUUCAGUCAAACACUGUACUAAUGCAUACAUGUUGGUCUAUAUCAGGGAAAGUUAUAAAGAUGAUAUUUUAUGUCCUGUGACAGAAGAUGAUAUCCCUACUUCAUUAAAAGACAGAUUAGCAGAAGAAAGACGUCUAGAGGCUCAGAAGCGGCAGGAGCGUAAAGAAGCUCAUUUGUACAUGAAUGUUCAGGUUGUGACAGAGGAUUACUUCUAUGGCCAUCAGGGAACAGAUCUCUUUGAUCUAGAGAAAGCCAAUUUCAGAAAUUUUAGAGUUAAAAAGUCAGCAACUCUUAAAGAUUUCUUAGAAAUAUUAGCAGAAAACCUGAAAUAUCCAAUCCAACAGAUCCGACCGUGGCCUUUCCAGGCUCGACAAAAUCAAACUUACAGACCUACACUGCUUGAUUUAGAAGCAGACCUUAAUAAAACUGUACAAGAUCUAGCAGAGGAGGGUACAUGGACUGUGUUUGUAGAGACAGCAAGUCCAGAGAGUAACGACAGAAGAUUACCUCACUUUGACAAAGACAGUGAUGUGCUGUUGUUUCUGAAAAUGUAUGAUCCACGAACAAAGUCAAUAAAUUACUGCGGACAUGCAUAUGUUCCCAUAGCAGCAAAGGGAUCCGAGUUAAUGCCAGAACUGAACAAGAGAGCUGGAUUCCAUCCAUCUACUCCCCUUAUUCUAUUUGAGGAAGUAAAGCCAAACAUGUUAGAGAUGUUACCAAGUACAGAUUUACCUAUGGAAAAGAUGUUGGAAGAACUGAUGGACGGUGACAUCAUCGUGUUUCAGAAAGAUGAAACCGACAUUGACCAGUACGAACUUCCAACUGCAAAGGAAUAUUUCAGAGACCUUUAUUACCGUGUUGAAAUUACUUUCUGUGAUAAAAAUGUGAUAAGUGAUCCUGGUUUCACGCUGGAGUUAUCUCAGCGUAUGAACUAUGACCAGAUGGCCAACUCUGUAGCCAGAUAUCUCAACACAGAUCCUUACCUAUUGCAAUUCUUCAAACCACAAGGGUACAGAGAGGGUCCAGGCAAUGCUAUUCGUUGUACAUAUGAAGGAACUCUUAAGGAGCUUCUAUUAUAUACCAAACCUAGGCAACCGAAAAAAUUAUAUUAUCAACAGUUGAACAUUAGGAUAAAUGAAUUAGAGAACAAACGACAGUUCAAGUGUAUAUAUGUAAAUAGCCGCUUAAAGGAAGAGAAGGAGCUAGUGUUGUAUCCCGACAAAACUGGAAAAGUUUGUGAUUUACUGGAAGAAGCUAAGAAACAAAUAGAACUUUCAGAGAGUGGAAAAUUGAGAUUACUGGAAGUAAUAGGCUGUAAGAUUUACUCGUUACAACUGGAGGACAUGUCGCUGGAGAUGUUGAACUCCACUGGCACAACUAGAAGUCUGCGGAUAGAAGAAAUUCCCAAAGAAGAAUUCAGUCUCGCACCUGAUGAAACUCUCAUUCCUGUUGCUCAUUUUCACAAAGAAGUGUUUUCAACUUUUGGUGUUCCGUUUUUACUGGUCAUAAAAAACAAUGAAAAGUUUUCAUCAGUAAAAGACAGGAUACAGAAGAGAUUGGAUGUUCCAGACAAAGAAUUUGAGAAGUACAAGUUUGCAGUGAUUGUGAUGGGUAAAGUAGAGUACAUAUCAGAUGAAGAGCAUGAUCAGAAUGUAAACAUCAGUCAGUUCAUACCUCACACAGUGUCAGGCACAGGUGGCAAUAUGCAAGCUAGGCCAUGGUUAGGACUUGACCAUGUCAAUAAGACUCCAAAACGAUCUCGUGUAGGAAAUUAUCUGGAAAAAUCCAUAAAGAUACACAACUGACAUAAUAUAUAAGUUCUAUGUACAUGGCGUGAUAAUAUCUCACUACAAGGCAAUGUGACAUUCUCUUACUUGUUUCCAUACAGUGAAACAUUGUGGUUACCCUUGUGGGUAUACCAGUUCACAGUGGCCAAACAGAGGAGGUCUUCAGUUAGUAGAACUUUAAUCCAGUAAAUCAGUUACGAGAUUUUGUCUCAUAGUUGUGAACUGUUCUAGCACAGCUCGGUGUUACAGAACUUUUUGCAGUCUUUCUUAAGUUACAUAGCCAAAGACAAGUGUUUACAAAGGAGGAGGAAGCUGAAGCUGUUACAAGGUUUUUUAGUCCUUGUGCUUUGUUUGUUCUUUGAAAGACAGUGUUAGAAGUUUACAUUUCUGACAAACAUUUUGUUCUGCCAGUCAGCUUAGUGAAACAAACUUUACCUUUAUCAAGAAGAGACUUGUGUUUAUUCUAGUUCAUAGGAACAUAAACAUUCCUGGAGUCUUAGAAAAUGUGUAAAAAGUUUUUCUUGAUAUGACUCUUGUUGAAAGGACUGAAGCCUGUUGAUAAAUAAAUCUUUAUAGUAAAGUGGGAUGCCUCUGUCCACAUUGGAGACAUGACUGUGCUUUUAUCUUUAACAUGCAUUUGUUGACUGUGUACAGUUUUAAUGGUCUAAGGCAGAUUUUCACCCUUGUUUUAAACUCACAUUCUUAUAGCAAAGAAGAAAACAUUUAAGCUGUAUAUGUAAACAACAGUAUAAGGUACAACACUUGAGGGUAGGUCAUGACUGGAACCUUUUUUUUCUUUUUUCAAGAAAGCUACAUCUGGGUAAGCUUUGUCAUUUUUCAGCCAGAUAUUUUUCUUUUACUCUGAAGAAAUAUGCACCUACAUACUAUAUUGAAGUACAUUGCACCUGCUGUUGUAAAUUACUUAAAUAUUACAGGCAGUUAUCAGUCAUUGAUAUUGGCAUGUCAGUGUCCAGCAUGUAGUGACAGGUGUGAAAAUCGCAUCAGUUUAACUGUAGCAACAACAACAUCUGAUUGGAAACAUAAGAAAUAUAUAUAAAAUAUGUAGAAAGUGACAGCAAGAAACAAAGAGUUGAACAUAUAUGCUUGAGUUACUUGCAUAGAACUUACUUUGCAGCACAUGUAAAAAGCCUUUAAACAGACAACUUCAUAAACUAGUGACUGCUGACAUUUCAUCUGUACCGGACUGUUUACAGCAAAUGUAGAAAAAUCUUGGAUUUCACUUUCAACAACACAGUAUGAUCAAUAUGAUUGUAAUUAAUCAAACAAACAGACUCAAUGUGCAAUUAAUUAGUUUUUCUUCACAUUUCUGUUUGCUCAUAUUCUUUUUAACUAACUGUUGAGAUAUUUUUCCAGAGUUUUUUUUUAUUAUAAUUUUUUGUAAAGCUGUUGUUCCAAUGUAUUUUUGGUAUUAUCAAAACUUACGUAUUAACUAGUUAGUAUUCAACUGGGGAUUACAUUGAUUGCCGUUGAAAUUCAGUCUCUUAGGUCAUCUGAGUAUUUGUAGCUUCUUAUAUCUGUUUUAAAAGUUUCACACUUGUUUUUAUUUGAAUGUUGUUGGUAGCAUAUAGAAAGUUCUAUAGUACUUGAUGGAACCUAAGAACAUAUAAUCCACAUUGCACAUUUCCAGAAGUCAAAGUUACAACAGACAUAUUUUGAAGACGGUCAUUGCACCAAUUAUGGUAAUAAAUAAUAUAGCGAAGUAUUCACAAAAAAAGAGUUCCUGUAUUAAUUGUUGAAUUUUUAGCAAUUUUCUUGAAGAUUAGUAAAUGGUUGUAUUUUCUGUUUCUGAAACUGUAGCUCUUUUAUCUGGGGUUAAUCUUCAUAUAAAAUAUUUUUUUAAAGAUAUAACUCAAAAAUGCCUGAAAAAAUAUAUUAAUUUAAUAAAUUAAAAUGCUACCUGUUGAUAAUUGUGCUUUCUGAUGUUAUAUAGUGACACAAGAAUUAAUUAAGUUGAAGCAUUUACAGCAAGUAUUUGAAUUUUAUGUAAAUGGCAGCUUCUUUCAGACUUAGAUUUUAAAAGUUGCUCUAUCUUCUCUUUCUUUUGCAAAACAAACCUAAGGGCAGUUCUGAAGAAGCGAAUCUGAUUCUAUUUAUAUGCAAUACAAUGCCCUUACUUUGUUAAUUACAUGUUAAAUGUCCGUGUUUAUGUUCUGAAAUGCCUUGUAAUUAUACUAAAAUGUGUUUAUUAGUCCCCUACUGGUUGAAAACCAGUUUUGGGGACUAUAGGAAUACACUUUUUCGGUCAUUCCGUCCGUCCGUCCGUCCGUCCGCAAUUUCGUGUCCGGUCCAUAACUCUGUCAUCCAUGAAGGGAUUUUAAUAUUACUUGGCACAAAUGUUCCCCAUGAUGAGACGACGUGUCAUGCACAAAACCCGGACCCCUAGCUCAAAGGUCAAGGUCACAAUUGGAGGUCAAAGGUCAACAGGGCUUUUUUCCUGUCCGGUCCACAACUCUCCCAUCCUUGAAGGGAUUUUAGUAUUACUUGGCACAAAUGUUCCCCAUGAUGAGAUGAUGUGUCAUGCGCAAAUCCCGGACCCCUAGCUCAAAGGUCAAGGUCACAAUUGGAGGUCAAAGGUCAACAGGGCUUUUUUCCUGUCCGGUCCAUAACUCUCCCAUCCAUGAAGAGAUUUCAAUAUUACUUGGCACAAAUGUUCCCCAUGAGGAGGCGACGUGUCAUGCGCAAAACCUGGACCCCUAGUUUAAAGGUCAAGGUCACAAUUAGAGGUCAAAGGUCAACAAGGCUUUUUUCCUGUCCGGCCCAUAACUCUCCCAUCUAUGAAGGGAUUUUAAUAUUACUUGGCACAAAUGUACCUCAUAAUAAGACGAUGUGUCAUGCACAACUUUCAGACCCCUAGCUCAAAGGUCAAGGUCACACUUAGCAGUCAAAUGUUAUCAUAGCAUGAACAGGGUCUGUUUCGUGUCCGGUCCAUAACUCUGACAUUCAUUAAGGGAUUUUAAUAUCACUUAGCACAAGUGUUCCCCAUGAUGAGACGACGUGUCAUGCGCAAAUCCCAGACCCCUAGCUCAAAGGUCAAGGUCACAAUUGGGGGUCAAAGGUCAACAGAGUUUUUUUCCUGUCCCGUCCAUAACUCUGCCAUCCAUGAAGGGAUUUUAAUAUUACUUGACACAAAUGUUCCCCAUGAUGAGACAACAUGUCCUGCGCAAAGCCCAGACCCUUAGCUCAAAGGUCAAGGUCACAAUUGGAGGUCAAAGGUCAAUAAGGUUUUUUCCCUGUCCGAUCAAGUACUCUGUCAUCCAUCAAGGGAUUACAAUAUUACUUGGCAUAAAUGUUUCCCAUGAUGAGACGACGUGUCAUGCGCAACACCCAAUACCCUAGCUUAAAGGUCAAGGUCACACUUUGAGAUCAAAGGUCAAGAGGAUUUUUUUCCUGUCCGGUCUAUAACUUUGUCAUGCAAAGCAGGAUUUAGAUAUCAGUUAGCACAAAUAUUCCCCUGGAUGAGACAACAUGUCAUGCGCAAGAACCAGGUCCCUAGGUCUAAGGUCAAGGUCAUAUUUAGAGGUCAAAGGUCAAAUUCAAGAAUGACUUUGUACGGAACAUUUCUUCUUCAUGCAUGGAGGGAUUUUGAUGUUACUUGGACCAAAUGUUCACCACCAUGAGGCACCCUUGUUUUUAGAAUUACGUCCCUUUGUUGUUACUAUAAAUAGAUUUUAUUGUAACUUUUUUAUUACUGGCGGUAGAGAAAAAUCGAGACCACUUUUCUGUGGUACAGCAUGCAUGUUACAUCCAAUUUUUAGGUGUAUUUUGACCUAUCUCUACCUGGUAAAGAGUUUCUUGUGGACUAAUAUUAUAUAGAUUUUUUUUUUUUUUUUUUUUUUUUUUUUUUGAAAGAUUAAUGUCCCUUUGUUGUUACUAUAAAUAACUUACAUGAUAACAUUUUUAUAAUCAGCCAAAAAAAAAUUCAAUAUGAAAACAACUGUGGGUUUUUAUAUAUGCACAUUUUAAUCCAAGUGUGUUGUUAUAACAUAUUGUAUAUGUUUAUUGUAUAAACAAUAUUGUUUAUACAUCAUUGACAGAUAUCAGUUCAUUAUGUUAUACUGCAGUAGAGAAAAUUAGGUGCCUUCCAGUAGGGGACUUUGUAUUGCAUGGCAAUACUUCAUUCACUUGUUCUAAAUGGAUUUUUUAUUUUUAAUUGUCUUGUUAUUGCAUGAAUGAUAUUAGAGUGUGUAUAUAUUAGGUGUACUUGUAUUUUUGUUGGAAUUUGUAUGAUAAAUAUUGUAUGAUGGUGUUGUAAGUAUUCCUGCGAGUUUAAAGUGGUUUUACAAGGUCACAACAGUUACUAGGUAAUUGAUUUUAAAAGACUAUUUUUUGAUGUAAAAGUUUCAUGUAUUUAUGAAUCUACAAUAAAAGAAAUUUGUUCAUUGAUAAGGGAAAUACAUAUAAAACUGUACAUCUUCAAUGUAGAAAUAAUACUGCAAGUGGAAUCUAGUAUAAGAUAUAGAACUAUUCACCCAGAGAAUUGAAAUAUCCAUCUUGAAAGUGUGAGCCUUUCAUAACAUUCAUUUAAGCCAAACUGGAAUGAUUUGGGGGUGGGGAAUUUUGUCAGUGGAUAUUUUCCAAAGCCUAAAGGUGCUCUAGCAAUAUACAGUGUUAAAAUGCUUUGAGAUUUAUGUAAUUUUUACCUAAAACUUAUGACAGUUGCUUUAAUAGAUUUAUGGAUACAGGUAUAGCUAGAAAUCUGUUAUUUUUAACAUUUUCAAUCAGUUUUACUGCACUCUUGGUUUUGUUUUUACGACUUCUUUGAUUGUUUGCCUAAUAUUGACUUCUUUGAUUGUUUGCCUAAUAUUCCUUACUGUCACGAAAAAUGUUACUUUCAAAUUGGCUGAUUUCUCCUAUAAUUUUGUGCAGUUCUGUCAGAGCCAUAAUUACUAAUACAAUGAAACACUGCACUCGUUCCUCAUGUAUUACACGGGAUAGCUGGAGAAUUUUUCUUAUCUCCUUGCAACCUUGAGAGAUCAGUGUUUAAUAUAUAAAAGAAAUGGCUCAAUAUUCUAUCACUUGCAUAGCUGAUGAAAGGUUUCCGUGAAACAAGUUUUAAUGCUACACACUUGUUUUAUGUCAGUUAGCAUACAGUCAGAAUUUCUCGGCACUGUUACAGCCUCUAGAAUAUAUGCCAAGAUUUUAGUGAUUUUCAGCAAUAAAUUUUAUUUGAGACGUGUAGUGUUUGAAGAUUUCUCCACAAACCAAUUGGCUGCCAGCAGUUCGACUCUAUUAUCCCACCUGUAGCCCUAGGCUUGUGAUCUCUUUGUCACUGUGUGUCUGUCAAAGACAUUUCAGUGACUUAGCUACUAAAAGUUUUUUCCACUUUGUCACCUUAUGAGCAAAUUAUUCAAUGAUAAUAUAUAAUGUCACUUUUGCUUCUAAUCUAGCUUUAUGCAGACAAAGAAAUUUCAUUUCAGAUAAAUCUGCAUAUUGUUGAAAUAUUUUCCUCUGAUCAACAUUCCAUGUUUUAUAGUUACUGGGGCCAGAGUUAUCAACAUUCUAGUCUGAAAUUUAGAUUUGGACUCAAAAAUUUUAAGUUGCUAUAACUUCGCUGAAAGGGCAUAUCAGUAUUACAGCUGCCUAAAUUUUGUAGACCUAGUGAUUAUAGGAAAUACUUAUUUUUAGCCAAGUAUUAUUACAACUACAUUUAAUGGAAGCAACGCAAAUUAAAAUUUAAGGGGCCUCCACGGCCGAGUGGCUAAGGUUGCCGACUUUGAAUCACAUGCCCUGCAACGCUGUGGGUUUGAAACCUGGCUUUGGAUGAAGAAUUCUUCAUGUGAGGAAGCCAUCCAGAUGACUUAUUGAAGAUUGAUGGUUCUACUCUGGAUAAAAUAAAAUUUAGUAUUUUAUGUCCAAGUUUUUAAUUUCAGAUCUAAAUUGUUGAUGAAUAGGCUCUGAGGCAUGUUGAUAAUAUAUUAUUUGACAGAUAUUUAAAUUUAUUGAAGGCAUUUUGCAGUACAUUUUGCUACAAGCCAAUAUUUUAAAUCAAACAAGAUAAACUUUUGUAUGAAUGAAUUGUCAGAUAGUGCUCUUGUUCAAAUUUAUUGUAUUAUGUCAGAAAUGGCAUAAAUUUUAUAAAAAUAAAUUAUGACUAAUCAAUGA
Molecule: messenger RNA, 9828 nt
Organism: Mercenaria mercenaria
Lineage: Eukaryota; Metazoa; Mollusca; Bivalvia; Venerida; Veneridae
Product: ubiquitin carboxyl-terminal hydrolase 7-like
Exons: 32
Coding region: 439-3723 (1094 amino acids)
Biological process (GO): protein deubiquitination; regulation of protein stability
Cellular component (GO): cytosol; nucleus
Molecular function (GO): protein binding; cysteine-type endopeptidase activity; cysteine-type deubiquitinase activity
Source: RefSeq, a predicted model, not a curated record